Cooperia oncophora is the source of this 795-nucleotide messenger RNA. Lineage: Eukaryota; Metazoa; Nematoda; Chromadorea; Rhabditida; Trichostrongylidae. The record is from the annotation of a GenBank genome assembly.
AUGUCAUCCUAUGAAUUGUGGUUAAAUUUCGACUGUUAUUUUAUUGAGCUUCUCUUUUUCAGCAGCUCCAACAUUUGGAAUGAUCUUAGUCAGCUCGAUAGGACUCUGAUUGCACUCAUGCGACCACCAUAUGGUAUCAAUAACUACGUGAAUAUCUGCAAUGGAUUCGCCAACUUCUACUCGUGCCUUGGACCGCAAAACAUUCGGUAUUGCCUUGGUCUUAUCGGACUGGUGGGAAUGGGCAAAUCACCACAGGAUGCCUACUCCUAUGAGGGAUUUCUCGCUGAUUGGCGGUUCAAGUGUGGCGCCGGAUUUUUCGGCUCUUUCUUUUCCAUCACAGACUUAACACUCACUACUCCUACAAUUCUAGCUGUCUACGAAAACAUUACGUUAACUUCGUGCACGCAAAACACGUAUGUGAACUACAACGAUGAGAUUGCAGCUACAAUUAAUCAGUACAAGAAGAAUGUCACUACCGACACGGACAAUGCCUGCAAAUUUUGCAAGGUAUGCUCAAAAUCUCAUGGAUUCCUAUGGGCUCUGUCUAUCGUAACGGUGCGUGCAGAGGUCCAACAGCGAGUGACGCUCAAUGGUAUGGUUGUCAGUCAGCCCGUGAAUAUACCAAUGCGCAGUUCAAGCACUGCCAGCAUUCAACCACUUGCCAACGUAAGACCUACAAAUUAUUGUCGAGCACUCCGUCACCUACAGUCCAAAGCUGUUCAACCCCUGAGCGUUUUCGAGGAGGAGUCACAUCAACAUAAUCAACAACAACAACGUCUUUACUCGUUCUCAUGA